This is a messenger RNA of Micropterus dolomieu (smallmouth bass), 1481 nucleotides long. RefSeq names its product LRAT domain containing 2a (gene lratd2a). The transcript is spliced from 2 exons. The record is from RefSeq and is a predicted model, not a curated record. Bases 497 to 1450 code for a protein of 317 amino acids. NCBI's taxonomy places the organism in Eukaryota, Metazoa, Chordata, Actinopteri, Centrarchiformes, Centrarchidae.
UGUGUGGAGCUGGAGAGUGUCGCUGUGGCGAUGCCGAGGCACUGAGCUGCCUUCAGUUCACCGCCGGGCGGGAUCUCUGCUGCACAGUGCGCAGCGUAUGCGCCCCCCGCCAGCACACUGGACUAGUUUAUCACACAUAUGAUCGAGGAUUUGGAUUUUAACUCUUAUUGUUUCCUAUGUGACAACCGGUGGACAAGACUUUACGCAGGGAAAUAGCAGGUGAGUCUACGUGGCUACACCUGAGGAAUAACUCCUCGCUGAAUUUGAAACCAGUUUGUAUUCUCCUUCCAAUCCCACUUGUUGAUGGGGCACUAACAGGUUAUACCCGCAGUCACACCACGGAUGUACUCCGUAUGCGUAAUUUGGAUAAAACCUGAGCGACGGCAGAGCGAAGGAAGUUUUGACCUGUGAGGUUUUGUGGCAGUUGUCGGUGAUGUUUGGCGACCGGUAACAGCUAUCGGCAUCAGAUCGUAUUACACAGGCUGCUAACAGCGGCAUGGGGAACCAGAUGGACAAGCUGUCACAUUUAAGUUAUGCAGAAGUUCCUACAGUGGACCCGAACGGCGUGGACACGGAGGACGGUCCACGGAUCGGAGUCUCUUAUAUAUUUUCUAACGACGACGACGAGCUGGAGGAUGGCUGUGCGGUCGAUAGUACAGACAGAGACCCGAAUCAGGAAGAGAAACAGUACGACCAGCAUGACGAGGUGGAGUGCGCCGUCUAUAACAGAGAUGAAUGCAUUUACGAGAAGAGCGCCAAGUCUGCCAACCUGGAGGUUUACUCCCCUGAGAAUCUACUAAACAAAUGUAAAGCAGGUGACUUGGUGGAGUUUGUGGCUACCGGUCAGUACCCGCACUGGGCUGUUUACGUGGGGGACUUCCAGGUGGUGCACCUGCACAGAGCCGAGGUGAAAAACAGCUUCUUGACAGAUGCGAGUCAAGGCAGGAGGUGCAGGAUUGUGAACGACUUUUACAAAUUCAAGGCUCUGGGUCCAGACAUGGUGGUGCAGAACGCGAUGGAACAAGUGGGUUUAAAGGACCGGGAGCUGAGCUGGAGAAACUCCGAGUGCUUUGCAGCCUGGUGCAUGUUCGGCAAGAGGGAGUUCAAAAUGGGUGGGGAGAUACGGAUAGGCAAACAGCCCUACAGGUUGAAAAUAUUCAUGUCCGACAAACACUCGCACGUGUUGGAGUUUCAGAGUUUGGAGGACAUGGUCAUGGAGAAGAGGAGGAACGAUCAUCUGGGCAGGACAGCCGUGUUGCAGGAGCUGGCCACUCAUUUCAGCCGCGUGGAGGAGAUAAAAACUCACCCAGACAGCAGAGUGUCAGAGCUGCUCGCAGAAGAGCUUUCUGCCUUUAAGGGUAAUUCUUACGCCAACAUAUCUGAAGAAAAUGUUGGGGAGCUGAUCUGUGUUACACUGAUCAAAGUCUGUCGUAAUUGUACCCAAAGGUAAAGUAAACCAUCCUGUCUCUUUUUGAAAUGAA